This is a messenger RNA of Chaetomium fimeti, 324 nucleotides long. RefSeq lists its product as uncharacterized. The transcript has 2 exons. The record is from RefSeq and is a predicted model, not a curated record. The coding region runs from base 1 to 324 and encodes 107 amino acids. Lineage: Eukaryota; Fungi; Ascomycota; Sordariomycetes; Sordariales; Chaetomiaceae.
AUGCAGUUCUCAAGCAAGCUCGUCCUCUUCCUUACCGCCGCGGCUGUCGGCGUCUUCGCCAGCCCGACUGCCAACACUAGGGAUGUUGACUCCAACGAAACCAUCCAGGACGGCGAUUUCGUCUAUGUCGGUCUCGACUCGUCCGUCGUCGAGCGCCGCUCCGGAGGUGUGGAUAAGAGGUGUGACGGCGCCUUUAAGCCACCGCACGCGGACUGCAGCCCGGGCAAGUGCCAGUGCCUCGGCGACUACGGCUGCUGGGCCUGCAGCGGUGGCCGCAUGCAGUGCCAGCCCGGUCCCGGCUCAAACGUGUGCUGGACUGAAUGA